Messenger RNA from Colletotrichum phormii, 2424 nucleotides. RefSeq lists its product as uncharacterized. Gene Ontology annotation, biological process: regulation of DNA-templated transcription; DNA-templated transcription. The transcript has 10 exons. Gene Ontology annotation, molecular function: DNA binding; zinc ion binding; DNA-binding transcription factor activity, RNA polymerase II-specific. Lineage: Eukaryota; Fungi; Ascomycota; Sordariomycetes; Glomerellales; Glomerellaceae. The record is from RefSeq and is a predicted model, not a curated record. Bases 1 to 2424 code for a protein of 807 amino acids.
AUGGAUACGACAUCUCAUGCGUCACCGAGGCGCCUGUCAAUGAGCAGUAGGCAUGGUGUGAGCCGUGAAGCGGCCAAGACCAUUUCGGCGUGUCUCACAUGCAGACGGAAGAAGGUAAAGUGCUCCGGCGAAGCGCCGUGCACGUAUUGCACCAAGCGACAUCUGGAGUGCCAGUUCCCGCAGCCCGGAAAGAAGCGGGUCUACUCUGUUACGAGGAUACAGGAUCUCCAAGAGAGGCUCGCUCGGUACGAGGGUCAGGGGUUUAGCCUCGGGCCAACACUAUCACGAGAGAGUGAGACUGCCAGAGUACAAACCGCCCAAGCAGCAUCGCCAGACCGGCCACCGACGAGGGCCACAGCACAGACGCCCACGGAUAAUGCGACGCAGGUGAAUGCUGCUUCCACUCUGCUGGGAAUAGCACUGGAUCAACUCACCUCUCCAACACCGACCAACCCACCAUCUGGAGGUCAUGGAAACCACGUCGCAUCGUCCCCGGGCUCUGCCAUCGCGGCCGACUCAUCAUUGAGCUCCAGUCACACGUUUGGCUCACGCCUCCAAAAUCUUUUAGAGCAUCCCCGUCUAGGCCGUCGAGAGCCGAUGCAACCCCCCGCCCGCUCCCUCUCCCAGACAACGACUCUCAAACCCUCCGACGAUGGCGGCACCAGUGCUGGAGGUAUCACCCUCCCCUCAGAAGACGAAGCUCGCCGCCUCUUUGAGAGUAUGACCUUUUUCAUCGGGUACACGCAGCACCACAUCGACACGCGUGACUUCUCGGACCGCCUCGCUUUUUUCUAUGCCAACCUGGGGGAUAACUCACAGGCCAUAUCGCAGGCGCAAAUGCCGUGGUACCUCGAGAUGCUGCUCGUAUUUGCCAUUGGGAAGCUUUUCUCGGGGGGGUUCGACGGGGAGGAGAAGGGCGGGGGCUUGCCUGUUCCUGGGGCUAGCAUGUUCGCACAUGUGCAGGCUCGGUUGCCAAGUUUGAGUGAGCUGUAUGGGUUGGGUAAGUUGGGCAUUGAGAUUCAUGCCUUGGCAGCGGUGUAUUUGCAGAAUGCAAAUCGAAAGGAGGAGGCGUAUCUCUAUAUCAGCUCAGCUCUUCGACUGGCGACGACGCAUGGGUACCAUCGCAAGUCCGGGACACAGCACUUGUUGCAGUCAGAGAAGGUGCAUCUGAACCGUCUCUGGUGGACCGUGUAUAUGCAAGAGAGACGGCUUGCAGCAGCCACUGGCAACCCUGCUGGGAUUCUGGACGACGUUAUUGAGAUUGAUAUGCCGACGGACUCGCCAGGUUUUCCGCCAGCGCUGCCGCUCAGAACUAAUAUCAAAAUCGCAAGAGUUACCGGAAGGAUCCUAUCAACCAUCUAUGGACCAGGGAACCAUCCGGAAGAGACAUUCGUCCCAAACGUGCAAGAGAUUGUGCAGUCGCUGUACUGGAUCGCCAAGGAGAUCCCGGGCGAGUUCUCGCCCAAGCUGUCUGAUAUGCCGUCCAUGGAAGGCGAUGUCUCUUUAAGAACCUCGGCAUAUCUUCACAUGAUGCUAUACCAGGCGAUUCUCCUGACGAUACGACCAGUGAUGCUCCACGUCUCGAAACUCAUCUUUGACGAGGAAAGCGGAGACGGUCUAAGCCUGGGGUCCUCGCCACUCGGGCGACUAAGUCGAACGUGUUCAGAAGCGGCUCGUCGACUGCUCGAGGUCCUGAUGUUAUUACGGAAGAGGAAUAUCCUGACGACCUUUGGCUUCUUCGAUCUGGACGCAAUCUUCUCGGCGGCCUUCAUUAUGAUCCUGACGAUGACAAUCGAUUCGACAUGUGACGAAAGCCAGAAAUUAGCACCCAGCCCGGGAUUAUCAGAAGCGUUGGAGAUUCUCGACUACCUGGUGGGCCGCGGCAACGAGUUCGCGCUCCAGCGCGCCAGAGAAGUGCGACGGAUGCGUGACCACCUGUCGACCUUUCUGGACAUUCCGAAGAACAGCCCGAGCGAGUUCCGUUCGCAUCCCGCGGCGGCGACUAGAUCGGAAUCCGCUCGUGGGCAGCAGUCUCCCGCGACGAUGGUGGUGUCUACGUCGUCGGAGGAUAAAGGUACUGGCGAAGAUACCAGAGCACGUCAGCAGAGCUUCCGAGAUAUGACGAUGCGGAGAUCAGUCGAGAGAGGGGGCUUGACGCCUUCAGGGAGUAGCAGGGCGAGCCAGUUGGGAUCGCGAAGUCUGCUGGACUCGAGUCUGUGGAACGAUAUUUCGUAUCUUUGGAUGCAGCCCGCUGGAGCCGAGGAUGCGCAAGCGUUUGACCAGGCAGAGGGGAUGGCGGAUUUUUUGCCCGAAGAUGCGUUUAACUGGAAUUCGAUCUAUCAUAACCAGGAUCUAGCUCUAACGGGGCAAGAUCUGGGUGACUUUGGGGAGUUGGAGAGGCAUAUCUUGGGAUUUGGCGGGUGA